AUGACUCUAGAAGUUGCAGAUGAGUGCACCGAAAACAAAUCAUUUACUGAGCACUCGGAGGUUGAAAAACUCAUUGACGAACUGAGGACGUCAGCCCAACAUCAGACAAACCAAACGGAUAUUCGUUUAGUGGAGAGAAACUGGCAAAGGUUUUCGUUCAUUCUAGAUCAAUACCAAGAGCAACCACAUUUGAUCGAUUCACACCUCGAUGGACUACUCACUAAAAUCAUCAACAUCAUUCGAGAGGAAGUGCUGGAUUAUGAGGUGAAACAUGUGGCCUUCCAAUGCCUCUACUUUAUAUUGAAAGUCAGGGGCUACAAAGUUGUAGCAAGACAUCUUCCUCAUGAGGUAAUACUGCCGAUCUGGAGCUUUUGCUACAUUACUUGGAAAACCAAGAAAGACCCUGAUGUGCAACUAAAAUGGGAGACUCAUUACGGCUUGCUUCUCUGGCUCAGCAUUGUAGUUAAAAUCCCAUUCCACCUUCAGCGAUUUGACACCAGUACUUCAGAGCCAAUCAUGGAAAGAAUUCUGAAUGUCUGUAAGAAAUACCUGGCUGGGACAACUAAAGCUCAGGACAUGGCCUUUUAUGUAUCGGCAAUCUAUCUUACAAGGCCUGAUGUCAAAGAUUCCUAUCUAUCGGGAUUCAUCAAUUGGGCUCAUGAGGCUCUUACCAAAGAUAGUGCUCAGUUCAAAAAAGGAGUUCUUUCAACGUUGGCCGGCGUAUUCAAACAUGGGCAAAGAGAACAAAUGAUGGAGCAUGCACAUGCUGUGCUGCGUACCAUCCUGACGAUUAAAUUCCAACCGUCAGAAUUGCUUAUUCAGUUAAGAAACCGUUUGAUAUUCUUGAAACCUCGAGUUGCCUCUUGGAGAUACCAGCGGGGCAGCAGAUCAUUAGCUGCCAAUCUGCAACAGAGCCAACCCGUGGAGACUAAAGCAGCUAUUUCGGUGAAUGAUGAAGAUGACCACGAUUACGACGUGCCGGAAGAAAUCAAAGAAGUACUUAACGAGAUCCUGCAAGCCCUCCGAGACCAGAACCGUGAAGUCCAGUACUCUGCAGCAAAAGGCAUUGGGCGGCUGACCAGUCGCUUAUCAAAGAACUUUGCCGACCAGGUUAGCUUAUUAUUAAUAUGA
Messenger RNA from Daphnia pulicaria, 1131 nucleotides. Its product is annotated as tubulin-specific chaperone D-like. Gene Ontology annotation, molecular function: beta-tubulin binding; GTPase activator activity. The coding region runs from base 1 to 1131 and encodes 376 amino acids. Gene Ontology annotation, cellular component: lateral plasma membrane. The transcript is spliced from 7 exons. The record is from RefSeq and is a predicted model, not a curated record. Lineage: Eukaryota; Metazoa; Arthropoda; Branchiopoda; Diplostraca; Daphniidae. Gene Ontology annotation, biological process: tubulin complex assembly; adherens junction assembly; post-chaperonin tubulin folding pathway.